AUCAACUAAACUCCGUCCUAGAUAAACGAGAGCAUUUUGCUUUAAUUACUUUUAACCCCCCCUCUCUCUCUCUUCGAUACUCUCUCUACAACACAGAAAACGUUACUUGUCAGAGACACCGGAAAUGACUGUCGAUGAGUGGCCGGAGUGGCUUCCAGCUGACUGGAUGAUACAAAUCAGAAAGAUCGAUGACCGGAAAGUCAAGUGUUACAUUGAUCCUGCAGGACGCAAAUUCUAUUCGAAGCCCCAAGUGGAUCGGCAUUUUAGGACCCUCGAAAACAGGGCAGACAACGAGAAGACUAACAAUGUCGAUGGCCAAACUUUAGACUUAUCUCUAGAGCCAGAUGAAGAUGUUCCCCAUACAAAUGAAGAUCUUGAACCUGAACCUGAAUCAACACCCAAAGGACAGUCUACUAGACAGAGGAGACCUGGAAGUAGCAGCAAGAAUUACAAGGAUACUGAAGAGCUUUUCCCUCGAGAUGGAUCUUCCUCUGUGGCUUGGCUACCUGUUGGAUGGGGUGUGGAAGUGAAGAGUAAAAAGUCUGGACAAAAAUAUAAGAUUUACAUCGAUCCCAAAGGGAAAAAAUUCUUUUCAAAGCCUCAGGUUUUGAGUUAUCUUAGUGGUACAAUCAGCAGUCCAGCUGGACAUAAAAAAGGAUAUAAAACCCCUACUCAACCUGUGAAGUCCCAGAUUUCUUCAGCCAAGAACAAUGAAACCAGAGAGAUUACAGAAAGCGCCCGCAUGGCCCCUGAUUAUGAAGUUAUCUCAAGUACUCCAGCAGAUGGGUUGCCCCCAGGAUGGAUAAAAGAAAUCAGAGUGAGAAACGGAUCAUCUGGGAAGAAAAGAGAUCCGUACUACCUAGACCCUUUGAGUGGCUAUGUAUUUUUCUCAAAAUUGGAUGCUUUGCGGUAUCUGGAUACUGGAGAUGUAAAGAAAUGUUCCGUUAAACCACUGAGAAGGGAUAUGAAUCAUGAACUCAUUCAAGCUGCUGAUGAUGAGCCAGAAGGAGAAUUGGCUUCACCAUCUGAACCAACCAAAGAAACAGAAACUCCCAAAGAGGUAGAAAAUGGUGGUGUUACAGAGUCAAAACCAGAAGGAACUGGUACAGAAAAGAGAAAAGUUCGGUCUAUAACUGGAGAUGGAUAUAUUCCCAUGCCCAAAUCUAUAACUGGAGAUGGACAUCUUCCCAUGCCUAAACCAGCCCAAAAAGGUGAAGCAUGGCUACCUGAAGGAUGGGUUGUUGAAAUGAAGUCUCGUAAUGAUAAGAAAAUUAAGUGUUACAAGGAAAUUGCAACUGGGAAAAACUUCUAUUCAAGACCACAAGUGAUGACCUAUCUUGGUAAUACCAGUGGCAUUAGCCCCAACAGCAACACCAACUCCCAAAAGAGAAAAAAGGUACGAAAAUCCUACGUGGAGCGUGACUCAUCACCGGAUUCAGGCUCUGAGGAAUAUACACGCCCAAAAAGAUCCAAAAAAGAUGUAUCCGAUUACAAAGAAACUAUCGUAACGACUCCGGCGGAAGGGUUACCGCCAGGUUGGAUAAAAGAAAUCAGAUCUCGGCUAUGCGGGACCACCAUAAGAAAAGAUCCGUAUUACACGGAUCCUGUGAGUGGCUACAUCUUUCGUUCAAAAUUGGAUGCUUUGAGGUAUUUGGACACCGGGGAUAUAAAUUUGUGUGCUAUUAGACCAAGGAAAAAGGAUGCUGAUGGAAAUGAAGUUGCCAUCCCUGAUACCACACCAAAACCACCCAAACUUCAGAAACAACUCUCUGAAGGGGGAUCUGAUAUGGAAGGUAUUGACAUGGACAAAGAAGCUGACAACUCGGAGACUGAUCGCAAGAAUACCGAAAAUACCCCUGGGUCUACUCCCAUAAGGAGAGGCGCACGUGAGAGGGCUUCAAAGAUGAAGCCCUCAGCUGCCCCUUUGCCUGCCCGAUCUUCAACACGGCUAAAAGGGGUGAAGCCACCACAUACUAAAACCGACACGUCAUUGGAUGGAAACGAUAACGGGGCAGGGGUAGAUGUGGAAAAACAAGUUGGUAAUGAAGAGCAACUUGACUACCAACUUGAGGAUGAUUCUAGUUGGACCGAUCAGUUUGACUUUGCAGUGAAGACACUUGUGGGUGAAUUUCCGCCCGAUGAAAAUGGCGGUGUGGGGAACGGAAGUGCUGCAAAGGUCAACUGAGAGGAGUGGUGGGUUUGUAUUUGUCAGGGGCGAAAAGGUAAUUUGACUUUUUAAAUUAUUAUCCAUAUUUGAACUUUGACUUAUGGAUGGAUCAUGGAUAUGUGUAGUUUAAGUUUAACUUAAGUAGUAGUUUGUUGUUGGGUUUGUGAAAAUUGGUAUCUCUUGUGAAAAAUAAUAAACUAGACUUGAAAGAAGCUUAGCUGUGAAUUUACAAGCUUUUUAGGAUAAGGAUAGGGAGGGUAUUUACGUCCUUUUGCGUAGACAGAGAGAUUGAAAUCCCACGACAAAAAGUUGCAGUUUUUGUCCUCUCCACAUCAGUUUUAGUUUUAGUCGCAGUCAAAUGAGGCUUAAAAGUAGUGUUUUUUUUUUUGAGCCAUGAUUACAAUUUUUAGGGG
This is a messenger RNA of Lactuca saligna, 2580 nucleotides long. The record is from the annotation of a GenBank genome assembly. NCBI's taxonomy places the organism in Eukaryota, Viridiplantae, Streptophyta, Magnoliopsida, Asterales, Asteraceae.